Messenger RNA from Naegleria lovaniensis, 1359 nucleotides. RefSeq lists its product as uncharacterized. The coding region runs from base 1 to 1359 and encodes 452 amino acids. Gene Ontology annotation, molecular function: metal ion binding; 4 iron, 4 sulfur cluster binding; catalytic activity. The transcript has 5 exons. The record is from RefSeq and is a predicted model, not a curated record. NCBI's taxonomy places the organism in Eukaryota, Heterolobosea, Eutetramitea, Acrasida, Naegleriidae.
AUGAAAAGGUUCAUCUCCACCACUCCAACAUGUUUUGGAUUUCACGUGUUGAAAUCUACAACCGCUCCACGCAACGGUUUGGGAUCUUCUCUCAUGAAAGAUGCCAAGGAUCAUUCCUUCUCUACACAGAUUGGUCAUCAUUCGAACCGUAUGACAAUGGUAGCAUGCUCAUUGCAAACACCACCACCAUCAUCCACUCACUACUAUUCUUCAUUAGCGAACUUUACCAACUCUCUUGAAAGUCUCUAUCCCUCCGAAUGGUUGGAAUCCUUCCAUACGUAUAACAAGUUGAAUGCCAAGUUCCGUGUUGCCAUUACCAAUACCUGUAACAUGAAUUGUUUCUUUUGUCAUAACGAAGGAAUGAAGAAUCCUCGAUCACCUGGAGAUCCAAUUCCAUUAAAAAAACAAGGACCUGAACCAUUUCCCAUUCAGGAAAUCAUUCGUUUAUGUAACGAUUUUUGUGAUUUGGGUGGAACUCAAUUGAAUAUUACAGGUGGUGAACCAUUGGCACGUAAAGACAUUGUGAGUGUUCUCAAGAGUAUUAAUAAGCAAAAUACGCGUGUCGUGUUGAAUUCAAAUGUAUUAUUGGCUGAUCGAUUGUUGAAAGAGAGUGAAAAAAUUGAACAAGUCGAUGCCAUCUAUGCUUCACUUCAUACCACACGUGAAACUGAUUUUAAAAAGUAUUUAGGAAUUGGAGGUGGUGCUUCUCAAGUCAUGAGAAAUAUGAUUCGUUUAAAAGAUCAUGGCUAUCGAGUUCAAAUUAACUACAGUUUGGGAGAAUACAAUAGAAAUGAAUUUGAAAAUGUUCUAAAAUUUGCACUCCCCAAUAAGAUUGAUUUGAAAGUCAUUUCCUUAAUUCGUUCCAAUUUAAAUAAGAAUCAAUAUGGUGAAAUGGAAGAGAUUCAUCAUGUCACAAGUGGUAAAGAAGAAGAUAGAGGUGAGAAUGUUUCUUCAGUGGUUUCAGCUGGAUGGUCCAAUCCUAAAUGGUUAGAAGAUUUAUUGGAAUCGAAUGGAGUGGAAAUUUGUGGAACUCGUGAAGGAUUUGGUGGUCGAGUGAAAAUUUAUAAAACAUCAUCAGAUUCAGAUCAUCGAGUUGAAAUUAAGAAUAUUGGACGUGGAAGAUUGAGAACUGACUAUUGUAAUGGAUGUCGAUUCAGUUCUCAAUGUGGAGAAGGUAUUUAUGCAAUGAGAUCAGGUGUCGAUGGAUUAUUCAAACCAUGUGUUCUCAAUAGUGAUAAAUUCAUUCCAAUUCAAAUUGAGAGUGCAUCCAGUGAUUACAAACAUCAAAUUCUCUCAGUCAUUCACACCAUGGUUGGAAAUUGGAAGAAUCAUAAAUUUGUUGAAGGACCACCUCAAUGA